Xiphias gladius (swordfish) is the source of this 5069-nucleotide messenger RNA. RefSeq names its product tectonin beta-propeller repeat containing 2 (gene tecpr2). The transcript has 25 exons. NCBI's taxonomy places the organism in Eukaryota, Metazoa, Chordata, Actinopteri, Istiophoriformes, Xiphiidae. Gene Ontology annotation, molecular function: protein binding. The record is from RefSeq and is a predicted model, not a curated record. Bases 192 to 3923 code for a protein of 1243 amino acids.
GUAAUUCUCUGUGUCGCCGGUAGGUGACGCAAUUUGUUAACAGCAGCGCAGCAUCAAUAUGAAACCUGUCAGGGCGAUGUCAUCUGUCAACCCUUUAAUAUCCAGCUGUAAUAAAAACAUCUCUCACAAAAUCUGAGUGGGAUCCGGCACUGUAAAUUACGGACAGGUUUUAGGGCCUCCUCGAAAGAAGCAUGGCAACCCAGCCGACCCCACCUUCCGUCCUAAGAGAGUUCUGCCCGCUCUACUAUCUGCUAAACGCCAUCCCAGCCAAGGUCCAGCGUGGGUUCAGGUCUGUCAUGGUCUACCUGACGGCUCUGGACAGCAGCAGUGACUUCCUGGCAGUGGGCAGCAGUAUCGGCAUGCUCUACCUCUACUGUCGCCGACUUGCACACAUGAACAAGUAUAGUUUGGAGGGAAAGUGCGAUGCAAUCACGGCUGUGAAGCUGCUCAGCUGUUUUGAUGAUCUGGUUGCCGUGGGAACGGCUUCAGGUCGGGUUGCAGUCUUCCAGCUGGUGUCUCCACUUCCAGGUCGCAACAAACAGUUGAGGCGUUUCGAUGUAGUCGGACUUCAUAAAGGUUCGGUAACGUCUUUGGCCUGGAGCACCAACGGAAUGAAGCUUUUCUCUGGAGAUGAUAAAGGACGAAUCAUCUUCUCAACUCUGGACCUGGACCAGGGGGUGUGUAAACCUGUGCUGCUAUUGGAGGAGUCCUCAGGUGUGGUUCAGAUGGAGUACAGUCACCAGGUGCUGCUGGUCUCAACGCAAAAGAGAUCUCUGCUUUACUGCACACAGAGACAGGAAGUGCAGCAGCUGGGCACCAAACCCCGCAAAAGUAGCGGCAAGUUCGGAGCCUGCUUCCUGCCGGCUCUCUGUAAACAAAGUGAUCUUCAGGUGUUUGCUGCUCGACCUGGACUCAGAUUGUGGAGGUCUGACAUCAGAGGACAGGUGGAGGACACCCGACUUCUCAAACCACUCUUCAACACACAGAUUCCUCCGUUUGAGUUGUUUCCUCGUCCUGGUCCAGUCGGCGCAUACCGUCCAGCAGACAGGCAGCUCGGUCUUCUCAGCUGUUUCCUCAGAGAGGGCUGGAUCCUCAGCUGGAAUGAGUACAGCAUCUACGUCCUUGACUGUCUCAGCGAGAACUCCAUGCGGGUGCAGGUGAUGGAGCAGUUCUGCCGGCGGUCUGGUUUGCUCACCAGCAGCUCCCGUAGUCGCAGCAGCUCAGUCACUUCCUGGGACAGUCUUUAUGGAAUUGCCCCAGUAACCACAUCCUGUGAGCUCAGCUCCAGACGCUACAGUGCCCCCCUGGGUCAGGAGGAGAUGCAACAGGAGCUGGUGGUGAAAGCCAUCAGAGUGAAGAAGAGGAGGAGACGGCAAGACAGCAGCAGUGGGAACCAUCUUUCUGAGAGCAGCUGUUCAGACUCCAUGUUUAUAGUCCAGGAUGGCAACUGUAGUGAUGGAGGAAGUGGAACUCCUCUGAGCGACCGAGCCUCCCUCAUUGGGCUGGACCUUCAGAACCAGGACUCUCCAGAACAGAACCAGGACCAGGAUUCACAGGCGGAGGGAGGAGGAGGCUCAGACAGAGGUGUAAAAGAUGGAGAGGAGAUGGAGUCUGGUUCCCUCCUCCCUCGAGGAUCCUUGCUCCUCCAGGGUCUGGGGAGCCAGCUGAUCCCAGGAAAGGCUUCUGGUCCUGACCCAGAGGGGGAGGUUGUCCCUCCAACCCCGGAUGUGGAUCUGCUGCUGGAGUGCACCUUCUCCUACAUGCACAACACUGAGGAAGAUGAUGGACAGGAGCAGCAGCCAAUGGAGGAGCAAGAGGAUGAGUUUCUGAGCCCUCUGAUUGGACCGGAGGAGGAGGAGGAGGAUGACCUGGCACCACCUCCUGGUCUGGCAGACCAGAUGUUUUACUCCACUGUGUCCACUGUGGACAGAGAACCCAGUAUGUCCAGUGAUGAAGAGGGAGACAUCUACUGUCAUACCCUGCCUGCUGCUGGCAGCGGAGGAGACAGCCACACCUGUCCAUCCAAUCAGACAGAGAAGACAACAGUCAGACAGAUGGACCAGGACAUUCAGGACAGAGACAGACACAAACCUGACCAGUUGGCAGAAAGCUGGAUGGGAUACUCAGGACCAGGAUGUGGAAUACUGAGCCUGCAGGUGACUGACAGGUACGUGUGGUGUCUGGACUUUAAAGGAGCACUGUUCUGCAGCGCUCUCCCUGAAACUGGACUCAACUGGCAGCGCUUUGAGGACAACGUCCAUCAGGUGACAUUAUCACCUUCAGGUAAUUUGCUGUGGAAGGUGGAGCAGAAGAGCAUGACAGCGUUUGCUUGUGCUAAAGUGUCGGUUAAAGGAAAACGUCACUGGUACAAAGCUGUGGAACAAACGGCAUUCGUCGCUCUGAGUGAUGACUCCGCCUGGAUCAUCAGGACCAACGGUGACCUCUACCUGCAGACAGGUCUGAGUGUGGAGCGUCCCUGUGCUCGCUCGGUGAAGGUGGACUCCCCCUGUGUGUUCAGCCAGGUGUGUCUGAGAGGAGGCGUGGUCUGGGCUCUGAGCGAACACAAGGCUUUAUUCUACAGAGAGGGACUGAACAGCUACUGCAGUGAGGGAGAGGGCUGGAAGUACGACACCGUCAGUGAGGCUCAGGGUCUGGAGUUGAUGUGCGUUGCCCUGGGAGACGGCGGGACGGCCUGGGCACUGGACACCAGUGGCAGCCUGUGGUUUAGAACCGGGAUCUGUUCGUCCAGACCGCAGGGAGAUGAUGAUCACUGGUGGCAGAUCAGUAUAUCAGACUAUGUGGUCUUCGAUCAGGGCAGUCUGUUCCAGACGCUGCUGCAAGCCACGCAGAGUGUUGCCACGGUAACCAGGGCACCAGUCGAGCGGGUGGUCGCCUUCCUGUCACAGUACUCACAGUGCCAGCCAAGCCUGGUCAGCGCCAACGCCAGCGGAGUCUGGGUCGCAUCAGGACGGAACCAGCUGCACCUGGCCCGCGGCAGCCUCGUGGGAACUUUCUGGCAGAAUGUCGUUCCAAGAGGAACCGUGUCAGCCACCAGGUGGACCUUCAUCACAUCUUCAGCUGUGCCUCACAGAGAAGGUACCUUCCUGUGGUUGGCUCAGAGCAGGAAGGAUCUGUUCUGUGUUUGGGAUCAGGAUGGAGAGCUCCGCCCCUCCUCUGUCCCUCUACCACCUGAGGUGGAGCUGACUUACCUGUCUGCCUGUCGUGAUGCUCUGUGGGGUUUGGACAUUCAUGGCCGAAUCAGUAUUCGUACACUGUCUCCGUCCUGUCCAACUGGACUGCACUGGACCUCCCUGGACCUCAGCCAGCUCGGAAGUGUUCGUCUGGUCAGUGUGAGCUGUGGCAGUCAGAAUGUCUGGGCUGUUGACAGUCGAGGAGUCGUCUACUUCAGAGUCGGAACUCAACCACUGAACCCGAGCAUGAUGCUGCCAGCCUGGAUCCACAUAGAACCACCCGUACAGCCAAUAGGAGUGCAGCUGGUCAGUAUUCAGACAAGUCCUAAUGAUCGUCUGCUCUGGGCGUUGGACAACAGAGGAACCGUCUUUGUCAGAACCGGACUCAGUGAUGAGAUGCCGGUAGGGACUGACUGGGAGCUGGUACCAGGGUUAGCAGUGAGCCAGCUGGUCCUCAGCUCUCGAACCGUUUGGGUUCGGUGUGUAAAUGGAGAUUUGGCUCGACGUUACGGUGUCUCUGACCGAAACCCUGCAGGAGAUUACUGGAAAAAGAUCCCCGGAAAUGCCAACUGGUUAACUGUAACUCCAGAGGACGAGUUGUGGGCAGUGACUCUCAUUGGUGGAUUGUCCCGUCGGCUGACGAAGCUACUCCCACAGACUCCCUGUAAACCCAACUCCUCAGGCCCUACCCUCAGCGGGGACGACGUUGACGACGAGUGGGAGCUCAUAUGACCUGUGACAUUGCUGUGAUGUCACUGCUGGUUGGUGUUGGUCCGCCUUAUCUGGAUUCGCCUGGUAGGAUGCUGUAACGUCACAAUGACAUCACUUCAUAUGACAUUAAGGUUUAAACAAGAUGGCCACCGCACAGGGGGCAGCCCAGGUGGCUGCUGGGAAAUGAAGUGAACUGAGUUUUAUUCUUUUAUUUUAACAGGAAGCACUUUAAUAUCUUGGGGGGGUACACAGGGAUUCACUCAGACUGAGUCUAAAUCUGCUAAUAUUUACUACAGUUUAUACUGGUUCUAACUGCCCCCCUUUUCAUUCGAAUCUGUACAAGGACAUUAAAUGGAUUUCACUACAGAGGAACAUUUUAGUCCAGUUUAGUUCAGUGGGGUCAGACUGGUCCUUACAGGUUCAAACUAUUUGUCACUGGUUUAGUUCAGUAAACCUUGUUGUACUGUGUGUGUGAGGACAUUAAAGGGACAUUUCACAGUUCAGUUUAGUUUAGUUCUGUCUGUUUUAAUUCGAUUGAUUGAUUAAUAAGAGAUCAGAGUUCGCAUUAUGCUGUGAUAUUAAAGGGACAUUUCACAGUAACUCAGUCCAGUUUAUGUGUUCAAUGUAGACGACUCAUUGAUUUACGUUAAUGAUCGGUACAUUAGAGGUCUGGAUUUAAAGGGGACAACAGGACUCAUAAGGGUCAUAAAUGCAUUAAUGUUAGUUCACAAGCUCUGUUUUUAUUUGGUUUCAUGUUUUCAAUCAAGUGUAGCUUCACUUUUAUUUUUUCUCCAAUUUUCUUGAUCUGUUUGAAGAGAAAGUGAAAUAUUUAAAAAAAAUUUUAUUAUUUUUUUAAUUUCUGUCCAAUCACACUUGUUUAAACUGGUUUCCCACACUGACUCUGCUCCUCUGACUGGCUGCUACUGGGACCAAACUGGAUCAGACUGAACCAUCAGACUCAGACAGGAUGACAUGUUAAAGAAACGUGUUGCCUUACAUUUCUGCUGUCUGAUUGAAGUUGCUGGUUUUCCCUCCUGUGGGCAGCUUUGCCUCAGGUAGUUACCGGUCUGUUCCAUUCCAGUUACCAUGGUAACAGGCAGAGUCCCGCCCACUGGGACUGAUUCAUUAAAAACAUGUAAAGAUGUAAUAAAUGUAAUUUAAUAAACA